GUGGCGAUGUGUACCAAGAGGCUGUGGGGAACGGAGUGGCUCCGGACGGCCGAGGGAUUGGCGUUGUGAACAGGCCUAUGGAUGGUGCAGAGGUUCAGCUAGAUGACUUUGUGGGGGCUCAUGCUGAGUACAAUGAAGAGGAGGAAGAACGCAAAUAUUUCCGCCGCAAGCGUCUCGGCGUUAUCAAGAACCUCUUGACAGCCAGCCUGGGUGGAAUGUUAACCUAUGGUGUCUUUCUAGGCCUGUUGCAGAUGCAGCUAAUCCUGCACUAUGAUGAAACUUACCGAGAAGUGAAAUACAGUAAUCUGGAGCUGCAGAAUAUUGACAACAAGAUGCUGAUGGGCAUCAAUGUCACGCCUAUCGCUGCAGUGCUCUACACUCCACUCCUCAUAAGAUUCUUUGGCACUAAAUGGAUGCUAUUCCUGGCUAUUGGCAUCUAUGCACUCUUUGUCUCCACCAACUACUGGGAACGUUACUAUACCUUGGUACCGUCAGCUGUGGCAAUUGGAGCUGCCAUUGUACCUCUGUGGGCUUCCAUGAGCAACUAUAUCACUCGGAUGGCACAGAAAUACUAUGACUAUGUAAACUACAAGGAAGAGCAUGUCCAGGAGCAAAAGAGAGCACCACACAGAGCCUACAACAGCUACAUCAUUGUCUUCCAGACUGUCUUCUAUGCCUUCUUCAAUUUGAGUUUCGUCUGUGCCCAGAUGCCUAUGUUUUUCUUCCUGAAGUGGUAUCUCUAUGAUAUGACGCACACACUUUGCAAUGUUCAGAACUGUGGCACCUCCAGCCAUGGGAUCCUCCCAGGGAUCAACUCCACAGUUCUACAGAGACUCCCACGCAGCAGCGAGCUCAUCAUUGUGGAGAGUGUGCUCAUGGGUGUGGCCUUCCUCGCCAUGCUUCUGGUGUUGAUCCUGUGUGGCUCUGCCUAUCGCCCAACAGAGGAGAUAGAUUUACGCAGCAUUGGAUGGGGAAACAUCUUCCAGCUGCCUUUCAAACACAUGCGAGAUUAUCGCCUCCGCCACCUCAUCCUUUUCUUCAUCUACAGUGGCUUCGAGGUGGUCUUCCUCUGCACUGGUUUUGCCUUGAGCUAUGGCGUUUGCUCCAUUGGCCUGGAACACGUGGCUUACAUCAUCACGGCUUAUGGACUCUCAUCUUCUAUCUGCAGCAGCAUGGCACUUUCUAUGCUGUGCAUGCCCCGCCAGGUUCCCCUCCUCACAGGAGCUUCUGUCCAUGCUAUCCUUUUGAUUGCACUCUUCUGUUGGGAACCUCGUCCCAAGAGCUUAGGUGAAGCACCCAUACUGUACCUGGUGGCUGCACUUUGGGGCCUUGGCAGUGCCCUCAACAAGACAGGCCUCAGCUCACUCCUGGGGAUGCUUUAUGAAGACAAAGAACGGCAAGACUUCAUCUUUACCAUCUACCACUGGUGGCAGGCCGUGGCAAUCUUUGUUGUUUAUCUGUGGUCUGGACUACCCAUGAAGGCUAAGUUAUCCCUCAUGUUGAUUACUCUGGCGGCUGCAGUGGUCUCCUACGUGUGGAUGGAACAUAAAAUAAGCCGGCUUAUCCGGCACCGCCUUCCCAAGAUUCCCAAGCCUCAUCACAAGGUGCGGGGCUAUCGCUACCUGGAAGAUGAGAAUUCUGAUGAAACUGGCUCAGAGGGAGAGGAGGAAAGGGAACACAAUGACUCCUCAGAUGAAGAAGCAGAAGGUGAACUGCCCAAAGACUGACAGCCCAGGGCUCAACGCAGGAAGAAGUGCAACUACAAACAGACGCAGGAGGCGGAGGCUUGAGAGAGCCAGUUUGGUGUAGUGGUUAAGUGUUUGACUCCCCACUCCUCCACUUGCACCUGCUGGCAUGGCCUUGGGUCAGCCAUAGCUCUGGCAGAGGUUGUCCUUGAAAGGGCAGCUGCUGUGAGAGCCCUCUCCAGCCCCACCCACCUCACAGGGUGUCUGUUGUGGGGGAGGGAGAUGAAGGAGAUUGUGAGCCGCUCUGAGACUCUUGAGUGGAGGGCGGAAUACAAAUCCAAUGUCGUCUUCUUCCAGCUCCUGGCUUGAAGCCACCCUUUUUGCCCUGUCAGUCUGUUUUCUCCAGUCUUGGCUGGUCCAUGACUUUCUCAGGUGCCUUAGACUUCAGCCUCUCAGCAUCAACAGAAUCAUCUCUCUGCCACACUCUUUCAGUGUUUUAAUCUUACUUGGAGCCUGACUUCCUGCAUUCAGACACCUUUUAGUCCUCACUACAGCUAGGAUAGAGGGGAGACGCAAAGACACACUUCCUGGCUGUGAGGCUCCUCUCUAGAAGGCCCCCACCAUCUAUGUGCCAUUGCUAUGCUCCCAGCCUGGGAGACUUCCCGUGCCUAAGAUCAGGCAAGGAGGGGGGGGGGGGGUUAAAGUGCACCCAGUACCUCUUCUGCCCUGGCUAGGUGGCUCCUGUUCCGAGCUCUCUAGCCACUAUCCUCUCCAGCCUUUGGGAAACUUCUCACAUUUAAAAGGCUGACACUCCACCCUUCCUGAUGCCUGCAUCCAAGCCGCUGCACCAGCUCCCCCCUCCCCUGCUAACACCUCCCUUGUAAUCACCUCAGAGCAUAGAGCCUCAUAAGGCCCCUCCCAACCCCCAUCAGCUCCUGCUGGGCUGAGCUCACCGUUUGGUGCCACCCCAACUUUGGUGGCUCCCACCUGCUGGAGACAGGCUGUCAGUGGCCAUCACCACAGCUCCUUAGGAGGGGCAAGGUCUGCUUCCCUGACUGUCUCUGAUCUCUCCUAUCUGGCACUUUCCUGCAACAAGCACUUCAGCUGCAGGACUGUUUGCCGGGCUCCAUGGGCAUCAGGACUCCGCUCCCCCAACACUCCUUCCCAAUCCAGCUCUCCUGGUCAGCCGCAGCUACUUCACAGCGAGUGGAUGAGUCAUAACUCCGUGCUGCUCUUCCUGUGUUAGCUGCUCCACCCCAGCUUGGGGAUGGCUGGGGAAAGUCUGGGGCUGCUGCCAUCUCUGGACGCUGGUGAUGGUAUUAGCUCCCUCCCUGGUGCAUAUAGGGAAUGAAUAUGUCCUGCCUGUGGAAGACUCUAGCUGUAGCAGGUGGAUACAAGGAACUAGGGACUAAGCUGGAUAUUGGAGUGUAGUCCUUCGAAGGUGGAGAGAAGAGAGAGGCGUACACGAGCCUUUUCUUAUUCUUCAGAAGCAGCUUGAACUCACAAUAAAGUCUGGAUCCCUUUUUAUU
Heteronotia binoei (common prickly gecko) is the source of this 3214-nucleotide messenger RNA. RefSeq names its product unc-93 homolog B1, TLR signaling regulator (gene UNC93B1). Bases 78 to 1727 code for a protein of 549 amino acids. Lineage: Eukaryota; Metazoa; Chordata; Lepidosauria; Squamata; Gekkonidae. The transcript has 11 exons. Gene Ontology annotation, molecular function: Toll-like receptor binding. Gene Ontology annotation, biological process: toll-like receptor signaling pathway; intracellular protein transport; toll-like receptor 7 signaling pathway. Gene Ontology annotation, cellular component: endosome; lysosome. The record is from RefSeq and is a predicted model, not a curated record.